Daphnia magna is the source of this 1838-nucleotide messenger RNA. RefSeq lists its product as uncharacterized. NCBI's taxonomy places the organism in Eukaryota, Metazoa, Arthropoda, Branchiopoda, Diplostraca, Daphniidae. The coding region runs from base 337 to 1080 and encodes 247 amino acids. The transcript has 5 exons. The record is from RefSeq and is a predicted model, not a curated record.
AAUAUAUUGUACGUUACAGUGUGCUCGAAUUAAAGAUCGUCACGUUGCGGUAGCUCUAUAAUUUGCUGCCAAUAUACAAUUCAUUUAUCGGCUCGAUAGCUAUAUUAGUGUUCUAUCAUGCCUCGUAUUAGAAAGUUCCCCAGGUAUGCUCUUUUUGAUUUCGACGACGGAACGGUCGAACCAGGUUCGAGUGGGUUAAUCGAUGACAAUGUUGAGGACUUAUCAGAGCAAAGCUUUAAUUACAACGUGUCUCAUUUUGUUUAUUGGCAACAAUGACCAUCUAAAAACGCCACAGAAGACGAAGUUUUAAAGCACAAGCAAUGUGCUAAAAUACUGAUGUUUAGUAAUGACUUACAUCAAUUGAAACUCUAUCGUGAUCAAUUGACUGAUGAAAUCCUUACGGUGGAUGCUUUCCAAAAGAUAAGAAAAAAGAUGUGGGAAAAAGGUGACCAUUCUGCAGCGGAGGAACCAAAACCAAAUUAUGUUGGUGGUGGUGAACGUCAGUCUAGGCGUUUGAAAGAAAAACAGGUUUUGUUGAAGGAUGAGUCACAAAACAAAGAUCAAACUUUGAAGCCUUUGCAGCCGGUGAAAAAACCUACUGCGAAGGAAAAACAAAUGUUUGACCUUUUAAACAAUGAGAACACGUUACAGAAGAUAGCUGAACAGAAAGCUCUGUCUAACACCAACCCACGAACGGAUGAUAACUCUGCCCAGGAGGUACAGCAAUGCGACCGGAUAUUACUUGACACCAAUGGUAAUGUAGAGGAAGUCCCGCGUCACUCCAGGAAGAGAGUUCAUUCAAAAGGUUCGAGUACAGUGGAAUUAAUAAAUGAGGCUUCGGCCGCAAGUGAGGUACAGCAAUGCGACCAGCUAUUACUAGACACCAGUGUUAAUGUAGAGGAAGUCCCGCGUCACUCCAGGAAGAGAGUUCAUUCAAAAGGUGCGAGUCAGGUGGAAUUAGUAGAUGAGGCUUCGGCCGCAAGUACGAGUACUGUGGAUAUCGAAUUUGGGAAGAAUACGCCGUUUACUAAAGUCCAAAAAUUGUCUUCGUCGUCUGCGUCUUCGGCCAGUAGUGAAUAAGACAAAUUUUGUAGGGAACCGAUUGUGUGUGGCAGUACGAAAUCGUAUUCCUCAACAACAUCAGCUGGUUUGGUGGCUUUGCGACCCAAAAUGUCGGAUAGGUGGAAUAACGAAGAUGUUCUAAAGGAUAAGAUCCGAGUUCUACAAUAGGAAAACGAGCGCUUAAAGCGCGACUUAGAUUUCUGUAGAGGUUGUAUCAUACAUUGUUUGCCUAUAAGUCAUGAAUUUUGUUCCCAUUGAGUAAGUGUUCCAUAACCUACAGAGUUCAACGAUGUCAAAAAGUGGAUUGCGGUGCUUAUCGCCAGUAAAAAAUCCAUGAAUGCGUCAUCGUGUUUAGUUUGCAGCGUUCACACCACCUCAGAGGCUCAUCGAGCCAGAUCGAGCCAGAAAAACAUCGAGUCUCGAGCAGGGUCUCGAAACGAUGAAAAAACAACAGAAAAAUACCGGUAUUUUAACCCGCUCCCCUGUUUUGGCCACAAAGAAAAACCCAAACAGAAAAUCGAAAAAUAUGCAAAUAGACCACCGAAAGAGGGGCGUUUUUUACCCCUUUUUUUCUGUUUCAUACAAUACUAUCAGCUGUUUUUUAAGGAUAGGUCUAUAUUGCGUCACCUUGUUCGUGUGUGUGUGUGUGUUCCAAGUUUUCACCGUUAUUCGUGUUUCUUAUUUCGUGUCGUGUAAGCAUGGGGAGGAAUAACGAAAACCCUUGUCACAAUUACUUCGAUUACGAUGAAACUGGAAAUACAAGUAGGUGCAAAAUA